AUGUCCAUUAUGGCUAAACAAGAUAAGAGACGUAAGCAGGUGGAGAGACAGCUUAUCGACAUGCUUAAUAGCAGAGUCAACGAAAACCGGUGUGGAGAGUGCGGAGCAGCAUAUCCAACUUGGGCAUCUUAUAAUUUAGGAGUAUUCCUCUGUGGAAGAUGUGCAUCUGUCCAUAGACGUGUACUUGUACCCGGAAAGUAUUCAAGAGUUAAAUCUCUUAGUUUGGAUGAUUGGUCAGAUGAACAAUUGGACCAUUUGGGGCGUUUAGGGAAUAAACGGUCUAGAAAGAGAUGGAACCUGAAAAGAGUCCCCUUUCCUCAUGAUGAUGAUGAUGAUGGACCUAUUGAGAUUUAUAUGAGAGAAAAGUAUAUUCAAGGGAAGUAUCGUGAUACACCCAUUGAUCCAGCAGAAUACAGUGAUCAUUAUCUGAACUUUGCGGACGAAGCGUCUACCACCGGAAGCAGAUCUAGACUGAAUAGUCAUUUCAGUCAUACUAGUGAAGGUAGAAACAGAAGCAAUACUGCUAGUAAGUCGGUUCCUAAGUUGACUCAUAGAAAGUUGACUACUUUUGAGAACACCCAGUAUCAGAAAAAGGUUCAACAAGUGUUGAGUUUCGGAUACACAGACCGUGAUAGUGUUUUGGAGAGUUUAUUGUUGAGUGAAGGUGAUAUUGAUCUAGCCUUAGAUAUUCUACAAGAAGAUCAACGAAUAAACCCAAAUGCUGAUGAAAUAGCUCCAUCUUUACCCAAACGUUCUGCCCAAUCUAGUUUGGCACCAUCGCAACCAACUGGAGCAGCAAGUGUGGCCGCUGCAUCUUCAGCUACUUCUAGUGAUUGGUGGAGUAGUAACGGUAACUCUGGAGCUGCUACAGCUGCUGCUAUUACCGCCAAUCCUCAACAACCUCAAAUUUAUCAAUAUACCGAUCCUGUCACAGGUCAAGUGACAUACAUUGACUCGAACGGUCAAGAAUACUUGGACCCAUCCAAUCCACAACAUCAGCAAAUGUUGGUUCAACAAACGAAUCCACAACUAAUGGCACAACAAACAAAUAAAGCCAAUAUCAUGCUGUUGUAUAGUCAACCCACAGCCUUCACCACUACCAUGGCUGUUCCCGUCCAAGAUAAAGGUGUAUCUCAGCAAGCACCACUUCAGCAACCACAACAGCUGCAGCAACAACAAUUUGGAGUUCAAAGUACUGGAUAUUUUAUGGGAGGGCAACCAGGUGUUGCUGGAAGUUAUGGUUAUCAAUUUCAACAAGGUAAUCCACAACAACAGCAAAAUGGAUUUCAACAGGGAUAUUGGGGUCAGUAA
Molecule: messenger RNA, 1311 nt
Organism: Lizanozyma spartinae
Lineage: Eukaryota; Fungi; Ascomycota; Pichiomycetes; Serinales; Debaryomycetaceae
Exons: 2
Coding region: 1-1311 (436 amino acids)
Biological process (GO): intra-Golgi vesicle-mediated transport; endocytosis; endoplasmic reticulum to Golgi vesicle-mediated transport
Cellular component (GO): Golgi apparatus
Molecular function (GO): GTPase activator activity; protein binding
Source: RefSeq, a predicted model, not a curated record